Messenger RNA from Mesorhabditis spiculigera, 438 nucleotides. The record is from the annotation of a GenBank genome assembly. NCBI's taxonomy places the organism in Eukaryota, Metazoa, Nematoda, Chromadorea, Rhabditida, Rhabditidae.
AUGAACGAGUCGCCCGUCGUUGUUGUCCAUCACAAAAAGAAGCAGAUUGUCAAGAUCGCUGCCGGAGAAAAUCACCUGGCUAUGCUCAGCGAACUUUACGGAAUCGGGCGCAACGUCGACAACGCUCUCGGCCUCGGCACAUACAACGCCAAGGAGGACGACGAGAAUUGGAAGUACGAUGAACUCCAGAAAAUCGUCAUACCUGGAGUUAGUGCUGGGGUGACGGCAAAGCUGACCUGUUCGGUGGCCUGGGAUCGCGAUGGCAAGGGCUACGCUUGGGGCGUCGACACUUCUGGUCAACUCGGACUCGGUAUCACCGACGAUGAUGACAAGGUUGUGCCAACGCCUCGUGAGAUCAAGUCCGCACACCUGGACGGCUACAAGAUCAUCUCGGCUUCGAUCGCCGACAACCACACGCUGUUCCUCGCCAAGAAAAUC